UUUUUAACAGUGCUAGUGAUCUAAAGCAGGGCCUCACACAUACUAAAAGUGCAUCUUGAUGGUAUUGGUGUGGCUCCAAGCAAUUUGCCUAGUGGUAGAGACCUGGUAUUUUCUGAUAGGUUUAAUGGGAUCCCAGGAGUGGGGCCUGGGCAUAAGUAUUUUUUAAGCUUCCAUAUCUAGUGAGUAAUUAGUGUUAACUCUCUGAUUUAAACUCUUGUUCCUUCAUCCAGGUUGCAUGGAUGAUGAACCUGGCUUUCUCUCUAAAGCCAACAACCUUUUUUCUAGUUCUUCGAUCCUUACAGCACCCACUGUCUCCAUAAUGUUAGCGCCAUGCUGAUAACUAGUAAUAACUGCUGCUGUUGUUUUGUAGUAGGGAUUUUUAGAAGGAAGAAUUCACUUAUACAUGGAUCCUUCUUGAAAACCUCUCCUAGAUCUGUUUCUGACUGCUCUUUCAGGGUCUGUUUUGGUGAAUCCCCUUCCUUAAAUGUUGAUGUGCUUAGGGGCUCAUCUUACACUGUAUCUUCUCCCAAGAUGAUCUCCUCUCAUACUCUUAGAUUUCAUUCCACUCAAAAUAUGAAGCACUAGCCUGAGUUCUCCCUGUGAACUUCAGACCAGUAUAUCUAGCUCCUUAUUGUACUUCACGUGGGCAUUCCACAAACUAUUCAUUCCCCAAUAUGAGAUAUGCCCCUUGUCUUGUUUUCCCUAUUAUAUUAGCUUUCUAGCUACCAAGGCUGUCAAACCAGAAGAUUGGGAAGUAUCCUGGCUUAUCUUCAUUUCCUUCAUCCCACCCUUAAUCAAUCACCUUGUCCUUUCUCCUCUUUGUAUUUGAAUCUUAUGUUUAUCUUGAUCCCUGUAGCCACUGCCCUUUUGCCCACCAACUUUCACUAUGCUAGACUCCCCACCUUCAAUCUCAUGAUCCUUUACCCCAUGCCUCUCCCAUCAGACUUAUUUCCUCACCUUGCUUAAAAGCUGAUUCAUCAGAUGACUUUCUAUAAUUUGUUCCCAAGUCUUACUCUCCAACACUGUUAAUGUACUUAAUUUAGGUGUGCACCACUUUGUAAGAUGCUUCAAAACCUCUGUUGGAACAAUUAAUUACAUACCCUUGCUGCCUGAAAUGUGAUUCUGAGAGUCUACAGCAGCUGUAUUACCUGUGAUCAUAUUUAAAAUCCAGAAUCUCACUCCAGUUCCUACUAUAUUAGAAUUCUCAUUAAGAUCUUCUGGUGAUUUAUAUGAACAUUAAAGUUUGAGAAGCACUUAUUUAUAAAAUAUUUUUUUAAAAUGAGGGGCAAAAUUAAAGCUAGGGGAAAUUCUAAUGAAGCCACAGCUGAGGUAAUACUGGUAUAUGCAUGUGCUCAGGUGCUGUACUUAAUUUUGGGAGGUAGUGGGAGCAGGGCUGAUUUUGAGGAAGUCAAACAGAACAACUGAAUGAAGUUGACAUUUUUUGUGUCUGUAGACACUAGACUUAGUACUUAACUCUCCCACCACCUCUCUCUGGCCUGUUAUAUCACUAUACCUCCAUUAAAAAAAAAAAACAAAAAACAUUAUUUCCCCAAGAUUAGACACUCCCACUGACCUUCCUUUCCAGGAAGCUAAAAGCCCAGGCCUCCCUUCUUGAUUUCUCAAACUGCAGUCUCCCUCUGUUCCUCAGGGCCCACUCAUCCUUUAAUUAGCCCAGAUAUCAUUUCUUCAGAAAGCUCCCGGGCCUUCCUGCCUUGGUCAAGAUCAUCAAGGCAUUUUCACCCUGUACAGCAAUUGUUUAUUUAUUCCCCACCCACCCCCUGCUGGGAAUCAAACCCAGGGUCUCCAAUGCUAAUCAAUCGCUCUACUACUUAGCUAAGCCCCCAGUCUCAGUGUACUGUUUACAGCAAGCAGUACACAGCUGUGUUGAAGGGCCCAGACUCUGGAGUCACAUACACUUAGGUCUGAAUCCUAAUUUUCCGUCCAACAAGAUGUUACUUUGAAACAGACUUGACUUUCUGGGCUUAUUUGCCUCAUUGUAAAAUAUGGCUAAUAAUAGUGCUUUACUGUUCAAAACUUAUGAGAAUAGUUCUGCUGUACCUCAUCUGUCCCAGGAGCCCAGGUGUAAGCAGUAAACAGCUGCGCUGUUACAGUGUUCAGAGGGAGGUUGGCAAGUGUUGCACCAGGUGGAUCUGGAAGUUUGUGCAGUCAUAGAUCCUCUCCAACCUUCAAGGAGCCAGGUUGCUCCCUAGCCAGUAGGCGGCGCCGUCAGGUUGAAUGACAGCAGUGGCCCGCCCCGGGCGUGACGUCGUCCUAGUGUUGUUGCCUGCGGACGCACGUGGUCAACUAAGUCCGCCUCAGAUUCAGCAGUAUUCCGCGUCCACACCACCAGCCGGUUGCCUUCCAGCACUUCUUGUCUGCUAUGUCCACGUCCACGAGCUGCCCGAUUCCCAGGGGCCGGGAACAGCUGCCCGACUGCUACAGCACCACGCCAGGGGGCACGCUAUACGCCACAACCCCGGGAGGUCAGCGGGCCGCGCCGGGGUCCUCAGAGUGCGGGCAAACCAGCGCGUGCGUGCUGUUGCGGGCGCGAGUGGGAAGGCACCAGGAUCAUCUACGACCGAAAGUUCCUGCUGGAGUGCAAGAACUCACCCAUUGCUCGGACACCCCCCGGCUGCCUCCCUCAGAUUCCCGGGGUCACAACUCCUCCAGCCCUACCCUCCAAACUGGAGUUGCUGAAGGAGCAGAAGGAGACAGAGGAAGAGAUACCCGAUGACGCACAAUUUGAAAUGGACUUCUAAUCCAGUGCAGAUGACCCCACGUGUGGAGUUAUAGAGGGAUCCCUCAUGCCGUUGUUGCCACCACCUCUUUCUGGGAUAUCCAAAGGACAGCUAGCCUCAUCUAAUCUGGAAAUGAGUGACUUGUUGGUUGAGGGCCUCCUUUAGUUCUGGGGCAGCUAGACCAGGGAUAGGAGUGGGCAACUUGCCAGGCCCUUAGAUCUAUUUUUUCUUUGGUCUAUAGGUAUUCCUCCCAAUCCUCAGCCCUCUAUGCUCAGGGUUAGGACUGGAGGACAGAGUAUGUCACCUUCUAGCUGCUUAGUAAACAUUUAAAGAAAUGUUUUGGCUCCAGUCUUCUCCUCAAUGGUGAUCUUCUCAUCUCAGCCACACAGCUGAGGGCCCUAACAGGGUGGUUGAAAGGCCCAGGUCUGUUCCCAGCUCCCCCUUGGCCAACUUCCAGCAGCCUGGGGCAGACCAUAGGAGUCACCAAAACAUAAACAGCAAUAGCCUGGCCCUUGCCAAGGGAUGUUCCUGUCUUUCCAGGAAGCAGUCUUCCUGGAACUGGGCCUCCCCACCAACCCCUCCCCUAUCCAUUCCUUAGCAGCACUCCUAGAUGAGGUGAUGUCACAGCCUGUAGCCAAAUCCCUUGUUUCCCCUUGUCUUUGCUGUCUCCUACUUGUGUACUAAUCCCCAUUCCAAUACUGAAAACUUUAUACCUUUCUUUCUCAUAGCUCAAUAUCACCAAGGACUUCUCUAGUCCCUUCCAUGAGCUCUAUUGUUUACCCAGGUUUAGAAGAAACCUUAAUGGUCCACACUGAAGCUCAAAAUGAGGUAGGAGCUUACCUGAUGAGUCAAAAGUAAUAAUUCCAAAUCUCAGUAAUUUGGUCAUCUCCUUCAUUUUCUAUAGCAAAAACCAUACUUUCUGGUUCUAAUCUCUAGCAUCUGUAUACUUUAAAGAUGGGAGGUAUAUAAGGGAGUCUUCUUUUGAAAGAAAAACAUACCCAUGCUAUGCUAUUUUAAUCUAUCCUCAUUUUGAAAUGAACUCAUUCAAAGACCAGGACUGCUCCGCAAGGAAUGGACUUUUCAAUCUAACUUUUUGGUAAAAGUGGCAAGUAGCAAUCUGGUCAUGCCCAGCUAGGUCUUUCAUGAUGUGUGGAGGAAGGAGAAUAUAGUUUGUAGGUGUGCAAGGAGUGGGGCAGUCAAUGACAGCAGUGGGGACCAGUUUGACAUAUGAAGGGCUCAUCUCUUCCCACCCAGUGCCCACCACUGAGAUGUUUUUAUUGAAAUGCAUGUGUUAUGGGUUAACAAGUGACCUUCCUAUAUCCCAGAUUGGAUCUUGGGUCUGUUCCAAUGGGACAGUCUCCCUGGUGGUAAAAGGGAGUCAAGUGAGAGAAGGCCUCCCACACCAAAGCAUAGGUGAGUCUGGGGAAUCCCCAGAAUUAUGGAGCCUCUUGAGAGACUGGUAUAGUUUGAUUCUCCUCAGCAGCUGCUGCAGAUUUCUCUUCAUUGGCAUCCCCCUCUGAAGACAGACUCCUCUUUUCCGCAAUUAAUCUUUUAACUCCUACCAUCCACUGACUGACCUCAGUCACGUGGUCAACCAUGAGGGAGCGGUGAAUGUCAUCUGCUACAUCCCACCGGUGGCUUGAAAGCUCUGAGGAGAGACAGAGCUUGAGCAAGCAAACUGCUAAAAAAGAACAUUCAUGCCUCCCAUCCCAGAUUGUAAAACCUUAGCACUUGUUCCAGCUUAAUCAACCAUGGCAGGGCAAGAGAUUUAGGCUAUACCAGGAAGCUGCCCAUACCUUGCACCAGUAGUGCCAUCCUCUUCUUUACAGGCACUGACAACUUCCCUCCAGCCCACUGUUCCUGAAGUAGUGUCAGGCGUCGAUUGAUGUCAUCACAUACCUGCUUCUGAGAGACAAACCCCCUCCAACUCAAGUGUUGCCAGCCCAGUGGGGAGAGGGGAAGGCAGCAUCUUAUAGGAAUGUACCUGCUAUCUCUGGCCCAGGACAUUUUGUCUUUUUAGAGUUCUGGUUCUUUACCCAAAGGUUAGAGACCCUCACUGAAAACCUGUUGAGGCCUAUGGAUCAUCUCCCAAGAAAAAGUGCAUGUGUGGCUAGAAUUUAAAAAUUUCAGGGGCCUCUCAGACCCUCAGAAGUUCAUCUUGUAAGGUUAAUUUACAAAAAAAUGAAACUUAAGAGCCAAAUAGAUGAAAUUACUGUUACUUCCACUUUCCUUGCCCCCUUGCCUCCAGAGAGCUUAGGAAACACCAUAGAUAGAAGGUGAUUUCCUCUCUCCUACUGAGCACAAAACCAGCAGGGUACGCUCUGAAUGGCCUGGAGGCACAGAAAAUCAAGCUGUUAUUUUUCACUAAUGGAAAUUUAAUUCAACUCAUUCUACUGCUGACUUCUGAAAUCACCCUCCUGAAAUCCUGUGUUCAUUUGUCUGGGAAGACCUUCACGAACUCUGAAAGGAUUAAGAUUGCCCAUAGGGUCAGAAGGUCUACUGUUGGGAGCAAUAUUUGCAUCAAUCUAUGGAUAGGAGUCCUCUACCACCCCCUGGAGGGCCAGGGCUUACCCUCAUGUGGCCACGGCAAUCCUCCAAUGCCUGUUCCAAAGGUCUCAGCACAUCCUCCAUCAGAGCCUCAGACUCGAUGACUGGGAAACUUGUGGGCUCCACAUUGGAGACAGGACAACUCCCCACAGAAGGGGGCCCAGGGGCCUUACUUGAAGGAGGCGGAGGCCCCAUUGGAGGUGGCCCAGGAGAAGUCUCUGAGGUGGAGACUGAAAAGGUAAAGCAGUAUCAAGUAGCAUGGCUCAAACAGGUAAAGAAGCUCAACUCUUUAGUCAUCCUGUAAGCAGGGCUAUGCUGGGACAACUCAUCCACUUAAAAAUGUAUGUGAGGUACCUACUACAUGCAGACAAUGUGCUAGGUGCCAAAGAGAGUAAACCAGACAAAUUAGGUUCCUGCCCUCAGAGAACUUAAAUUCUAGAGGAGUUGGGGACACGAGAAAAUUGCCAAAUUACUGUUUUAUGCUAUA
Sciurus carolinensis (gray squirrel) is the source of this 5772-nucleotide messenger RNA. RefSeq names its product eukaryotic translation initiation factor 4E binding protein 3 (gene Eif4ebp3). The transcript is spliced from 3 exons. Bases 2381 to 2734 code for a protein of 117 amino acids. Gene Ontology annotation, biological process: negative regulation of translational initiation. Gene Ontology annotation, molecular function: eukaryotic initiation factor 4E binding. Gene Ontology annotation, cellular component: cytoplasm. The record is from RefSeq and is a predicted model, not a curated record. Lineage: Eukaryota; Metazoa; Chordata; Mammalia; Rodentia; Sciuridae.